AUGAGACGUGGGCUUCACAAAGACCGGAGUGUCUGGACAGCCCAAAGGGACAGCUCACAGGGACAGCUCACAGGGACAGCUCACAGGGACAGCUCACAGGGACAGCUCACAGGGACAGCUCACAGGGACAGCUCACAGGGACAGCUCACAGGGACAGCUCACAGGGACAGCUCACAGGGACAGCUCACAGGGACAGCUCACAGGGACAGAAGGGGCGGGGAAGAGGUGCUGGACACGGCGGAGCCUUCGCGUCGCUUUCGCGGUGCGGAUGCGUUGCUUUCGCGGUGCGGAUGCGUCGCUUUCGCGGUGCGGAUGCGUCGCUUUCGCGGUGCGGAUGCGUCGCUUUCGCGGUGCGGAUGCGUCGCUUUCGCGGUGCGGAUGCGUCGCGGAUGCGUCGCUUUCGCGGUGCGGAUGCGUCGCUUUCGCGGUGCGGAUGCGUCGCUUUCGCGGUGCGGAUGCGUCGCUUUCGCGGUGCGGAUGCGUCGCUUUCGCGGUGCGGAUGCGUCGCGGAUGCGUCGAGGUGCGGAUGCGUCGAGGUGCGGAUGCGUCGCGGAUGCGUCGAGGUGCGGAUGCGUCGAGGUGCGGAUGCGUUGUGGAUGCGUCGAGGUGCGGAUGCGUCGUGGAUGCGUCGAGGUGCGGAUGCGUCGAGGUGCGGAUGCGUCGUGGAUGCGUCGAGGUGCGGAUGCGUCGAGGUGCGGAUGCGUCGAGGUGCGGAUGCGUCGCGGAUGCGUCGAGGUGCGGAUGCGUCGCGGAUGCGUCGCGGAUGCGUCGCGGAUGCGUCGCGGAUGCGUUGAGGUGGUGGCCCAGGCGGUGCUCUUCCUCUGUGUGAACACAGCAGGAGUCUUCAUCAGUUACCUGUCAGACCGAGCGCAGAGACAGGCCUUUCUGGAAACACGCCGCUGCAUCGAGGCUCGACUCAGACUGGAGACAGAGAACCAGAGACAGGAGCGCCUGGUUCUCUCGGUGCUGCCGCGGUUCGUUGUCCUGGAGAUGAUCAACGACAUGAACAACGUCGAGGACGAGAAUCUGCAGCAUCAGUUUCACCGCAUCUACAUCCACCGCUACGAGAACGUCAGCAUUCUUUUCGCAGACGUCAAAGGUUUCACAAACCUGUCGACGACGCUGUCGGCGCAGGAGCUGGUGCGAAUGCUCAACGAACUGUUCGCACGCUUCGACCGCCUCGCACACGAGCACCACUGUCUGAGGAUCAAGAUCUUGGGCGACUGUUAUUAUUGUGUGUCCGGUCUCCCAGAGCCACGCCCUGACCACGCCCACUGCUGCGUGGAGAUGGGCCUCAGCAUGAUCAAGACCAUCAGUGUCUUCUGUGACUCACCCUCUGCUUCCCCCUUGCCCCUCCCCCCUGCUGCCCCCCCUGCCCUCCCCCCUCCCCCUCGCUGCCCCCCUCCUGCCCUCUGCCCCCCUAUGCACUCCCUCUCCUACCCCCGCCCCCCCUGCCCUCCCCCUCUCCCGCCUGCCCUCCCCCACUGCCCCUGCCCCCCCCCCCCCACCCCCCCCCCCUCCUCUCCCCCACGCUCCCCCCUGCCCCCCCCCCCCCCCCCCCACCCCCACUCCCUCCCCCACCUGCCUCACCCUCCGACCCUGCCCCCCCUGCUCCCCACCCCCCCCUCCCCACCCCCCCCCCCCUCCACCCCCCACCCCCCCCUCCCCCUCCCCCCCCCUACUCCCCCCCUGCCAGCCCUCCCCCAACCCCCUGCUACCUCUCCCCCCUCUCCCCUGAGCGUCCCCCCCCCUCGCCCCCACCCUCUGCUUCCCCCACUCUGCCCCUCCCCCCUUCUGCCUCCCCCCCCCCCUGCUCCCUCCCCCCCUCGCCACCCCUUGCCGCCCCCCCCUGCUGCCCCCCCCCUCCCCCCUCCCCCUGCCCCCCUCCCCUGCCCCCCCCCCUCCCUCCCCUGCCCCCCCCCUCCCUCCCCUCCCCCUCCCUCCCCCAUCUGCCCCCCUUCCUCCCCCCUCCCCCGCCCCCCCCCCUCCCUCCCCCUCCCUCCCCCUGCCCCCCCCCCCCGCCUCCCUCCGCCCUCCCCCCCCCCUCCUCUCCCUGCACCUCCCCCCCUUCCCCCCUCUCCCCCGCCCCUCCCACCCCCCCCUUGCACUUCCCCUCCCCCUCCCCCCGCCUCCCCCUUGCCCCCCCCCGCCCCCCCUCCCCUCCCUCCUACCCCCCCUGCUGCCCCCUCCCCCCCCUGCCUCCCCCCCCUCCCCUCAGCCUCCCCUGCUCCUCCCUCUUCUCCUCCCCUGCCCCCCCCGCCUCCCCUGCCCCUCUCCUCCCCCCUGCUCCUCUCCCCGCCCCCCCCUCUGCCCUCCCCCCUGCUCCUCCCUGCCCUGCCCCCCCUGCCUCCACCUGCUCCCCCUGCCUCCCCCUCCCCCUCCCUCCCUCGCUGCCCCCCCCCCUCGCCCUCCCCCUCCCUCCUGCCCUGCUCCCCCUCCUCUGCCCUCCCCCGCCUCCCCCUCCCUCCCCCCCUGCCUCCCCUCGCCUCCCUCCUGCCUCCCCCCUCCCCUCCCCUCCUCCCCCUGCCCCCUCCCUCCCUCGCCUCCCCCCUGCCUCCCCCUCCCUCCCCCUCCCUGCCCCCCCCUGCUCCCUCCUCCCUCCCCCUGCCUCCCUCCCUGGCCCCUCCCCCUCGCUGCCUUCCCCCUGGCCUCCCCUCCUCCCUCCCCCUAGCCUCCCCCUGCCUCCCCCUCUCCUCCCCUCCCUGCCUCCCCCUGCCCCCCCUGCUCCCUCCCUCCUCCCUCCCCCUGCCCCCCACCCCUCCCCCCCUCCCCUCGCCUCCUCCUCCCCCCUGCCCUCCCCCUCCCCUGCCUCCCCCCCUGCCCCCUGCUCCCCCCCCUCCCCUCCCCCCUGCCUACCCCCUCCCCCCUCUCCUCCCCCCUCCCCCUCUCCCCCUCCCUCCCCCUCCUGCCCCCCUGCCUCCCCCCCUGCUCCUCGCCCUCCCCUGCCCCCCCCUGCCUCCCCCCUCCCCCUCUCCCCUGCCUCCCCUCCGCUCCCCCCCUCUCCCCUCCCCUCCCUCCUCCCCCCUCCCCCCCCCCCCUCCCUGCCCCUCCUGCCCCCCGCCUCCUCCCUCCUCCCCUCCGCCCCCCCCCCUCCUUCCCCUGCCUCCCCCUCCCCUGCCUCCCCCUCCCCUCCCCUGCCCCUUCCCCUGCCUCCCCUCCGCCCCUGCCCCUCCUCCCCCGCCUCCCCCUCCUGCCUCCUCCCCCUGCCCCCCUCCCCUCUCCUCCUUCUCCCCCCCUCCCUCCUCCCCCUCCCCCCCCCCUCCCCUCCUCCCUCCCCUCCUGCCCCCUCCCCCUCCCCCCUGCCCUCCUCCCUCUCCCCCUCCUGCCUCCCCCCUGCCCCCCCUCCUCCCUUCCCCUCCCUCCUGCCUCCCCCCUGCCCUCCCCCCCCUCCUGCCUCCCCCCUGCCCUCCCCCCCCUGCCCCCUCCCCCUCCCCUCCCCCCUGCCCCCCCCUCUGCCCCCCCCCCGCCCUCCCCCUCCCCCCCUCUUCCUCUCCCGCCCCCCCUCCCCCUCCCUCCCCCUCCCCCUCCCCUCCUCCCCCCUCCUCCCCCUCUUGCCCUCCACCCCCUCCUGCCUCCCCUCCUGCCCCCUGUCCUCCCCCCGCCUCCCCCUCCCCUCCCCCCUCCCCCCUCCUCCUCCCUGCCCCCCCCUGCCCUCCACCCUCCUCCCCCCUGCUCCUGCCCCUGUCCCCUCCCCCUCCCCCCUGCUCCCCCCUCCUCCUCCCUCUCGCUCCCCCUCCCCCUCUCCUCCCCCUGCCUUCCCCCCUGCCUCCCCCUGCCCCCCCCCCCUGCCCCCCCUUGCCUCCCCCUGCCUCCCCCUCCUGCCUCCCCCCUGCCUCCCCCUAA
Molecule: messenger RNA, 3843 nt
Organism: Knipowitschia caucasica
Lineage: Eukaryota; Metazoa; Chordata; Actinopteri; Gobiiformes; Gobiidae
Source: the annotation of a GenBank genome assembly